Messenger RNA from Arachis stenosperma, 1022 nucleotides. RefSeq lists its product as uncharacterized. The transcript has 6 exons. NCBI's taxonomy places the organism in Eukaryota, Viridiplantae, Streptophyta, Magnoliopsida, Fabales, Fabaceae. Bases 251 to 667 code for a protein of 138 amino acids. Gene Ontology annotation, cellular component: nucleus; cytoplasm. The record is from RefSeq and is a predicted model, not a curated record.
GUGGCAUAGGAAAGCCACAUUGUUCUAUCUUUUCCCAAUCAAAAACUCCACCACACAAAUCAAAUCCCUAACCUUCUCAGUUUUUGCUUCGUUUCUAUCUGCAACAAUUACUACUAUUUUUUAUUUUUUAUUUUUUUAAUCUCACGCAUCUUCCAGCUCGGUUGAACCAUUCUUUCGCUUCUUCAUCGUGCCGCCAUUUAUUUUUUCCCUUUUUGGGAUCUUUGUGGUUGUUGUCUGAUUCCGAUGAAUUAUGCAAAAGAAGUUUCGUGUGUUGACCCCAUUUCUGUCGCAAAUGGCCGCCGCUGACAACACCACCAAGCCAAGGGAUUAUUACAAAGUGUUGGAGGUUGAUUAUGAUGCAACUGAUGAAAACAUCAAAUUAAAUUACCGAAGACUUGCAUUGAAAUGGCAUCCUGACAAGCAUAAAGGUGACAGUACAGUUACUGCAAAAUUUCAAGAGAUAAAUGAAGCUUACAAUGUGUUGAGUGAUCCUGCCAAGCGUUGUGACUAUGAUUUAACCGGAGCCUGUGAGAUCGAAAAGUAUAGCUUGCAGGAAUACCUUGCCAGAUUUAAAGGCAUGAUUCUUACCUGCAAUGGACUUGGCAUCAACCAUACAGACAGAUGGUCGCCACAUUUGAUUGAAAGUAUUGAUUCCUUAGAUGAGUAAAAGGUCUGUCCUUUCUGUUGUUAUACAUAUUCUAUGUUCUCUUGAUAUGAACACUGCAAUAGGGCAUGUCCCUUCAAAUUCAUUUGAGAAGUUAGACCAGAAGAACAGAAUUAUGAUUUAUGAAUGAGGAUACCUUAAUAUGCCUUUUCUCUUUGGCAACUAGAGAGGAUACUCUAUUUGGGGUAAUCCCUGCCCUUAAGUUCCAUCCCAGCCAAUUUUACUGAAAUAUGAACCUUGGACCUCCAUAAGACCAUAAUUGAGAGUACCAAAAGAUGAGUUGAAAUACAUAAACAUCAUGGUCCGAUUGAAUGUAUGACUAAUACUUCCAAAUAUACGUUUAGAAGUUAGAACUGUC